Marchantia polymorpha subsp. ruderalis is the source of this 2421-nucleotide messenger RNA. The record is from the annotation of a GenBank genome assembly. Lineage: Eukaryota; Viridiplantae; Streptophyta; Marchantiopsida; Marchantiales; Marchantiaceae.
AUGGAGCGAGCUGCUGUGAGAUCUGGUCUUCCGAUCUUGCUCCUCGUUCUGAGGUGUAGCUUGAUGAAUUGCGAUGGUGUGGUGGUGAAUGAUCUUGGUGUUACCCCGGGCACAGGAGUGAAAUCAGCAUCUGCUACCCCAACUUUGAGGAGAGGUCUAUCAGUGAGCGUUGACUCUCAAACAAUGUCUGCAACUUCUCCGAGUGGUGGAGCAACGAGUACGAGUCUGCAUGAGGUCGAGGCUUUGAUGAGGUUUCGGAUGAUGAUUGAAAAUGCCACCGCCGAAUUCUCGAGCUGGAAUGCGAACGAUGUUAGUCCAUGUGCGUGGGUAGGGGUUCACUGCGGUUCCCGAGGUCAGGUCAUAGGUCUCAAUCUGAGUCAUUUUCAUCUGCGAGGUUCCCUAUCAUCCUCUCUCGGGCAACUUUCGUCUCUUCAAAGGCUGGACCUCUCGCACAAUGAAUUCUCGGGUCCCAUUCCAAGGUCCCUGGGGGCAUGCUCCUCGAUACAACAUCUCUCGCUCGAAAACAACUCUCUGUCAGGCGAAAUACCUUCAGAAUUUGGCCUUCUGAGCAAUUUGGGUGAAUUGUCUCUUUCUCACAACAAUCUGUCCGGCCACAUACCAGUUUCUUUGAGCAAUUGUUCCAUGGCGAAAGUUCUCAACCUAUCGGCCAACUCCUUCUGGGGGGAGAUACCAUCAGAGAUCGGCCGUUUGCAUACAUUGGCUACCUUGGAUCUCCGUUUGAACAAGCUGUCCGGAAGCAUUCCAGCUUCCUUGAGCAACUGCUCCAAGUUGGAAUAUCUCGGUCUCUCGGACAAUCAUCUGUCAGGACUUCUACCGCCAGAAUUUGGCAGUUUGGGAAGACUGAGGUCUUUGGUGAUAAUCAGGAACAUCCUUUCCGGAUACAUCCCAACUUCCCUGGGCAAUUGCUCCAAGUUAGAAAGCAUCGAGUUGGGAUUUAAUUUGUUGUCAGGACCAAUACCGUCGGAGUUUGGCCGUCUGGGAGGACUGAAACAUCUCAACCUGGUGAACAAUAAUCUCUCGGGCAACAUUCCAGUGUCCUUGAGCAAUUGCUCCAUGCUGCAAGUUCUUGGCCUUACCAGCAACUCAUUGACGGGGCACAUACCAGUAGAGUUUGACCGCUUGAAAAAGCCAUACUAUUUUUUUCUCUCCGAGAACGAUCUAUCUGGCGCAAUCCCACCUUUCUUCACCAAUUGCAGCUAUAUCAACCUUUCGCGCAACAGACUCUCUGGAACGAUUCCUCAACAUUGGUCACACUCGCUGAGGUCUUUGAGUCUAUCCCACAAUUUUCUCGAAGGCCCCUUACCGAACAUGGUAGGCAACCUGUCCGACCUCUACAGGUUGAGUUUUGGCCAUAAUAGAUUGACUGGGCAAAUUCCAGCAAACUUUUGUCCGAGUGGACUUGGGGUGCUCCAUAUGAGGAACAAUCGAAUUAGUGGUCAGAUCCCGCCGUCGAUAGGCAACUGCACAGCGUUGUUCUCCAUGGAUCUGAGUAACAACCUUCUCGUCGGACCCUUGCCUCCGAGUCUGCAGUUUCUUCCAAAACUAAAAGUUUUGGCAUUGGCAUCGAACGAGCUGACAGGAGGAUUUCCAAACUGGAUCACGAGCUUACCAUCUCUCCAGGUGCUGGACCUUUCGAACAACAGUCUUCGAGGCUCACUGCCGACGACCAUCGGCCGCAUGCACGGCUUCAAAGCCCUGAAGGAGAUCACAUCUCCGGACAUGUACGUAUACGACCAGAUAGAAAUCAAUGCCAAGGGCAUGAGACUGCUCCUGGAGAAGAUCGCCACCGUUCGCAUUUCCCUCGAUGUGUCAGGCAAUAAUUUCUCGGGUCCUAUACCGGAGCAGAUCGGGGACCUGCUGGGCAUCCGCUACCUGACGUUGGCCAACAAUUCCUUCGAAGGGGCGUUACCUCCCAGCCUCUCAAAACUGCACUCGCUGGAAUCCUUGGAUGUCGCGGGUAACAGGAUUUCAGGAGUGAUUCCCAACCAACUGGGAGCCAUGAGUGGUCUUCAGUAUUUCGAUGUGAGCUUCAAUAAUGUGACGGGGCCCAUUCCACAGUACACACAAUUCCAAACCUGGGGACCUGAGAAGUUCCAAGGCAAUCCUGGGCUUUGCGGGUUGCCCCUAGAACCUUGCGCCAAUACCAAUACUACGAAUUCUGAGAGCGUGUCUGCUCCAGUUUCCGCGGUUUCCACGGCCACAGAAGUCGGUCCCUCGUGGAUUAUCGGUGAUUCAAUUUCAGGUCCAGCGUGCCUCGUGGGUUACGCUAUCGGAUUCUUCGGAUUUUUGGCUGCCCUUUCAUGCUCGGACUCACUGAGACGGAUUUUCUACUCCUGGUUACGAGAGCCCCACGAUGAUGAUCAUGGCCUUGAAGCUGAUCACUACGGAUUCAGAUUCUAG